CGUCGUUUUGCAAUGUCAGUAAAUAUCAGCGUUCGUUCAGAAAUGUAUAUCAAAGUGCUUCUAUUUUCUUUUUGUUUAUCUGUUGCAUUUUCUAAAGACACAUCAUACUUGGAAAUUCUGAAUGGCGUGCGGUCGAAAAUAUCCCACGUACCGAAGUGGCGAAGUGAGAGCAGUGAGGUGUCCCAGAUUUUCACCCAGAUCGGGAAUCUGUUUACUCUCGAUUCUGUCGAUGUAUUAUUGAAUGAAAUUGGGGAAAAUAUUGGAACAGAAGACAAUAUCACACGCUGUAUCGAUGAUUUAACAACAGUCUUGAACUCCAUCAGGAAAAGAGAGACAUGGAGCCUUCAGGUUCUAGAUUCCUUUGGCAAGAUUCAACCUGGAAUACUUAUGGCAAACUUUCACAGUCCAGGAUUUUAUGAUGAAUGUAAAAAUGUUGGAGAGCAGAUUCCACAAAAUGUGACAUUCAUCAGCCAGUAUUGUUCCCUCAAUGUCCCAACAACAAUGGGUGGUGCACAAUUUCCAUUUUCAUUUGGGCUUUGUAUGUCAGAGAGUUGUUCAGAAAGAGAUCUGGACAUGUUGAUCUAUUUAGCCAUGGACUUACUUUCCUUGAAUAUUUCUAUCCAACCUUAUGUGACCUGUCAGAAAAAUCAUUUAGAGUUUGAUUUCAAAGCUGUGGCAGCAAUGGUAUUUGCUGGGUUCUUUCUUCUCUUGAUUAUUAUUUCAACCUUACUGGACAUUUUGUCCUCAUGGAUGGCCAACAAUAAAAUUUUUGAGACCAAAUCAACCAGUGCCAAUGGAGAAGUGCUUCACUAUGCUCACAGGAUUGGCACAGAAGAGACUCCACUCUUAGGUUCACCAACAACUGAGCUUGCUAAAGUCAAUCCAAUGUCAGGAUGUUUAAUGAAGUUUUUCUUGGCAUUUUCUGUGUACUCCAAUGGGAAGAAACUUCUAAGUACAAAGAAGACUGCAAGCACCUUGGGUGCCGUUAAUGGAGUGCGGUUUUUCAGCAUGUCCUGGGUCAUACUGGGUCAUACUCUGGCAUUUGGUCUUGGAAUGGUUUCAAAUCUUGGAUAUAUUGUACCAAUCCUUUUGAAGAGAAGGUCAUAUCAUGUCAUCAUCAAUGCUUUGGUGUCAGUGGAUUCAUUCUUUUUACUCAGUGGACUCUUAGUUUCAUAUUUACUUCUGAAAGAACUUAGAAGAAAUGAAGGAAAGAAAAUCAACUGGAUUGCUUUCAUUGCCAAAUUUUACUUUCAUCGAUACUGGAGGUUAACACCUCCCUUGAUGCUUCUUAUGUUUGUGUAUGUGCCCCUUUUCCGGUAUGUAUCAGAUGGUCCAUUUUGGCCCCAGAAUGGAGUGGAGCCAGGGCAAUGCAAUAAGACAUGGUGGCAUACCAUGCUCUACAUCAAUAAUUUUUAUGAUGAGGAAUGUAUGGCAUGGACCUGGUAUUUAGCCAAUGAUAUGCAGUUUUUUAUACUUAGUCCAUUUAUCAUCAUACCUUUGUACUACUCUAAAUGGAUUGGCGGGAUGAUAGGAACCUCACUCCUGUUUGCUAGCUGGGUUGCCACAGGAAUUAUUUCUAAUUACUACAAAUUACCAGCUUCCAUGCUUGAGCAGUUAACUCACCCACAGUCAAUGCAGAGUGACUACUUCAAUAUAUACUACGUCAAACCAUACUGCAGGAUAGGUCCGUACAUCAUAGGAAUAUGGUUUGGCUAUUUCUUGUACAAAACAGACUGCAAACUGAAGAUAAACAAGGUGCUAAAUUUAUUUAUUUGGAUGGUAGCUGCUACACUAGCCUGUCUCGUAGUGUAUGGGUUAUAUGAUGAGCUCAAUGGUUAUGUACACAUGUCACAAAGUGUAAAAGAUCUGUAUAACACCACACAUCGUACUGUAUGGGGGGCCUGUGUAGGCUGGGUGAUAUUUGCUUGUGCUACUGGAAAUGGAGGAUUUAUCAACACAUUUUUGUCCUGGAGUUUGUUCACACCUUUGGCUCGUCUGACAUAUUUUGCAUAUCUGGUACAUCCAAUCCUUUUGGUGGGAUAUUACAGCAGUCUCAGGUCUACAUUUUACUUGGAUGAUGCUACCCUGGCUGUUCAAUUUGUGGGGAUGUUGGUAUUAACCUACAUGGCAGCCUUUAUCCUGUCCUUGGCAUUUGAGGCUCCAAUGCUUGGUCUGGAAAAAAUCAUAUUUAAUCGAGGUUCACCACAAGAGGAGAAAACAGCAACGUCUGAUUCUAAACACAAGGAAUGAUAAUGGCACCUCCAUUAAAGUGUGCAGAAGUGGCAGAGAGUACAAGUUGUGCAUAGGCAACCUCUUUUACAUCAUCAUUAAAUUACCCGGUAACCUGAUUUUUCCACAUGCCAAAUUCCAAUAAUUUUUGAAAUUGUCCUCCAAAUACUUUAAAAUCAAUCAGUAGUAUGUAAUUUUUUUUAAUAAUUCCUCUACUAGUUUUUGUACAUAUAGUUCUACUUUCUUGUACCAUUGGACUAUUUCUUUGUGUGUAUAUUUCAUUUAGUCAUGU
Saccostrea echinata is the source of this 2521-nucleotide messenger RNA. Its product is annotated as nose resistant to fluoxetine protein 6-like. The record is from RefSeq and is a predicted model, not a curated record. The transcript is spliced from 15 exons. Gene Ontology annotation, molecular function: acyltransferase activity, transferring groups other than amino-acyl groups. NCBI's taxonomy places the organism in Eukaryota, Metazoa, Mollusca, Bivalvia, Ostreida, Ostreidae. Bases 13 to 2250 code for a protein of 745 amino acids.